AUGACGGACGCUUCCAAGUACAAGAAGCUCACCCCGAUCGAUCAUGUCCUGCUUCGGCCGGAGAUGUACGUGGGCAGCAUCGAGACCCAGCCCACGCCGAUGUUCGUCUUCGACCCCGCCAUGGGCAAGAUGGUGUGGCAGACAAUGCAGGUGAACCAAGGUCUGCUUAAAAUUGUGGACGAGAUCUUGCUGAACGCAUCGGAUAACAUCAACAACGGCACCCGCGGGACUCGCAUGACGUACAUCAGCAUCAGCAUCUCCGACAGCGGCGAAAUCACCGUCGAGAACGACGGGGCCGGGCUGCCGAUCGUGCGCAGCAAGGAGCACAAAAUGUACAUCCCCGAGAUGGUGUUCGGCCACCUCCUCACCAGCUCCAACUACAACAACGACGCGUCCUCGACGACGGCGGGGCGGCACGGCUACGGUGCGAAGUUGACGAACAUCUUAUCCACCAAGUUCUCCGUCGUGUGCCGCACGGCAGGGAGGGAGUUCCACAUGAGCUGGACGGACCACAUGCGCAUGGCCACCACGCCGCGUGUGUCGAACGUGGACCCGAAGGAGAGGAACAUGACGCGGGUCAAGUUCCUGCCCGACUACGCCCACUUCGGCUUCCCCAACUCCACCAUCUCGCUGGACAUGAAGCGCGUCCUGCACAAGCGCAUCAUGGACCUCGCCGCGAUGUUCCCCAAGCUCGAGGUGCGGCUGAACAACGUCCCGUUCGGUUUCCAGUCCUUCAACGACUACGCCCGGCUUUACUCCCUCCCCGGGCCCGACAAGGCGAUGCCGCCGGAACCGUUUGUCCAUAGCGGCCCCAACGGGAGCGUCGCCUUUGUGCCGCAGCUCGUGCAGAGCCCCAAGCGCAUCGUGGGGGUGGUGAACGGUGUGGUCACCUACAACGGCGGCACGCACUGCAACGCGGCGAUGGAGAUACUCGAGUCCAGCCUCGAAACGCUCAGUAGAACGCUCAAGAAGGAGGGCAAGGUGGUGGACACGAACCGCGUAGCACGCCACUUCACCGUCCUCGUGUUUCUGAUUCAGUCGCAGCCGAAGUUCGACUCGCAGAGCAAGGCGCGACUUGUGUCGACGGUGACGAUGCCGCGGGUGCCGCGCAGCGCCCUGGACAAGUACCUGGAGGCGAUGCCAUUUCUCGAGUCACACGUGAACUCGCUUGAUGAUCAACUGGCCUCCGAGCUCAACAAGGAAAUCGGCGCCGGCAAGCGCCUGAGCAGCAAGUCGCUCAUCUCCUCCAUUACGAAGUUGGUGGAUGCGACGUCGACGCGGCCGGACGGCAAGAAUACCCGCACGCUAAUCGUGACCGAAGGCGACUCGGCGAAGGCGCUCGCGCUGAAUUCGUUGUCGAGCGAGCAGAAGAAGUUCUGCGGCGUCUUCCCGCUGCGCGGCAAGCUGCUGAACGUGCGUAAUAAGAACCUCAAGCGUCUGAAGACGUGUAAGGAGCUCCAAGACCUGUUCUUAGCUCUUGGACUGGAGCUUGGCAAGACCUACAAGUCGCCGAAUGAGCUGCGGUAUCAGCGGCUGCUCGUUAUGACGGAUCAGGACGCGGAUGGCUCGCACAUUAAAGGUCUGGUCAUCAACGCCUUUGAGUCGCUGUGGCCGAGCCUGCUGCAGCACAACCCCGGCUACAUCUCUCUCUUCUCCACCCCGAUUGUGAAGAUCAAGCUGAACGGCAAGGCGAAGGAGGUGAUCGCCUUCCACAGCUUCCGCGACCUGCACCGCUGGCAGCGCGCCAACCCCAAUGCGAAGUAUACGGCGAAGUACUACAAAGGUCUCGGGACGUCGACGACCGCAGAGGGAAAGGAGUACUUCGCCGACAUGGAGCGCAACGUCAUGCGGCUCACGGUGGACGCGAAAGACCACCGACUGCUCGACAGCGUCUUCGACUCCGCCGAGGUGGGGUGGCGAAAGGAGUGGAUGUCCAAGGCGAACGCUUUCCAAGGCGAAAUCGACAUCGACCGUAGCAAAAAGACGCUGACGAUACCCGAAUUCGUGCACAAGGAGAUGGUGCACUUUGCGUUGGUCGGCAACGCGCGCGCCAUCCCGCACUGCGUCGAUGGGCUGAAGCCGUCACAGCGUAAAAUUCUAUGGGCGAUGCUGAAGCGGAGCAGCACCGAGGCCGCGAAGGUGGCGCAGCUGUCCGGCUACAUUUCCGAGGUCUCCGCCUUCCACCACGGCGAGGUGUCGCUGCAGGAGACGAUCGUCAAGAUGGCGCAGAACUUCACAGGCGCCAACAACAUCAACCUGCUCGUGCCGGAGGGCCAGUUCGGCUCGCGGCAGCAGCUCGGCAACGAUCACGCCGCCCCACGCUAUAUCUUUACCAAACUGAGCCGCUUUGCGCGUCUUCUCUUCCCGGAGGAGGACGACCCGCUGUUGGACUUCAUGGACGAGGAAGGCACGCCGGUCGAGCCGAACCACUAUGUGCCAAUUCUGCCGCUGCUGCUCUGCAACGGUGCGGUGGGUAUCGGCUUCGGCUUUGCGACGAACAUCCCGUCCUUCCACCCCCUCGACGUGUCCGCCGCGGUGCGCUCGAUGAUCAACGGCGAGUCGGCGAAGCAGGUUGUGCGUAACCUCGUUCCCUGGGCCGUUGGCUUUCAGGGCACCAUUCGUCGCGGCGCGGAUGGGGAGUUCAUUUCCGUGGGGAAGUACACGGCGCACCGCAACGGCCGCUUUCACGUGUCGGAGCUCCCGUGGACGACGAGCAUCGAGGCCUUUCGCGUGCACAUCUCGUCCCUCGCCACGGCCGACGUGGUGCAGCGUAUUGCGGACUACUCGGGAGCCAAUCACAUCGAUAUUGACUUGAUUGUGCGCGAAGGGGCGCUGACCACCUGGGCGGAGUGUGAGGCCGACCUCGCCCUCAGUCAGCGCAUUUACGUGAACGGCACGGUCUUCUCGCCGGACGGGACGUUAAGCCCGAUCGACACGGAUCUUUCCCCGGUGCUGCAGUGGCACUACGACCGCCGUCUCGACGUGUACAAGCGCCGCCGCACCCGUAAGAUCGGGCUGAUGGAGAUGGACCUCGCGCGGCUGCAGUCGACGCGCAAGUUCGUGGAGUACUUCCGCGAAGGCAAGAUUGACUUCCUCACCGCCACGGAGGAGUCGCUGACGAAGGUGUGCGUGAAGCUUGGCCUGGUGCGGGUGGACGACAGCUACGACUACAUCCUGCGGAAGCCGAUCACCUUCUUUACCAAGACGAACACCGAGAAGCUGCAGGCGGAUGUUAAGAAGACACAGGACCAGAUCGCGGUGCUGAAGCAGACAACGCCCGUGAAGAUGUGGCUGAACGACCUGGACAGGUUUGACAAGACAUUUCAGGAGUACGAGCGGGUACUCAUCAACUCCAUCCAGAAGGAGCAGCGCUCGGCGAGCAUCACGGGCGGCGAGGAGAUCCCGGCGCUGCGGCAGCCACCUCUGAUGCUGGAGGCGCUGGUGAAAGGGUCCUCCGCCUCCUCGUACCGGGUGCACGCCUGCCGUCACGAGAAGCCGCCAGAGAGCAGGCGGAAGGCAGGCGAAACCUUUGGCGGCGCCGUCUCAACCGGCGGUGCCACGCGCGGGGUCGGCAAGCGGCUGAUGGGUGUGCGGGGGCCGAAGAACAAGAAGCCGAUUGUGCGGCGCCGAUCAGCGAAGAUGAGCCUCCUUGGCACGCGUGUCGCCGAGUUUGCCGGUGCCCAACUCGGUCGUCUCCUGCCGCGGCUUCCGCGAUUUAUCUUCUAA
This is a messenger RNA of Leptomonas pyrrhocoris, 3726 nucleotides long. RefSeq names its product putative mitochondrial mitochondrial DNA topoisomerase II. Bases 1 to 3726 code for a protein of 1241 amino acids. The record is from RefSeq and is a predicted model, not a curated record. The transcript has a single exon. Gene Ontology annotation, molecular function: ATP binding; DNA binding; DNA topoisomerase type II (double strand cut, ATP-hydrolyzing) activity. Gene Ontology annotation, biological process: resolution of meiotic recombination intermediates; sister chromatid segregation; DNA topological change. Lineage: Eukaryota; Euglenozoa; Kinetoplastea; Trypanosomatida; Trypanosomatidae. Gene Ontology annotation, cellular component: nucleus.